Megalops cyprinoides (Indo-Pacific tarpon) is the source of this 3362-nucleotide messenger RNA. Its product is annotated as interleukin-17 receptor C. Bases 505 to 2682 code for a protein of 725 amino acids. Gene Ontology annotation, molecular function: interleukin-17 receptor activity. The record is from RefSeq and is a predicted model, not a curated record. Lineage: Eukaryota; Metazoa; Chordata; Actinopteri; Elopiformes; Megalopidae. The transcript has 17 exons.
GUUAAGUUUUCACCUGUCAGGAUUACAGCCGCGACAGCAAAUGCCGCUCAGUUUUCACUGACUUCUACGUGUUCUCAUAAUAGCUUACAAUAUAAUUCACUGUGGAUGGACGAAUUCUUUAAUCAUCUCACCUUUGUGUAUUUUCGGCAUCUUUCAGUGAUACCGUAAUACACAUAAACGAAUAUUUUGACCACCCUACAACAACCGGAUUUUGGAGACUGGCCAAUUCUUGCCUGGAUGUGUGAGAGAAACCACUUGCGGGCAGUUGACUGUUUCUCUGAGGCUGGUGAUGUGUAAGGGAAUGCUUUGAGGACUGUAGCCAAGCGGGAAGGCAUUCACAGCCAUCAUCGGUAUCCGGACAGAGAAUGGGGAAUUAGUGCCCUGUCAACAGGAAUGAAAACAAGCAAACAGCCACCUGAGAUUCCCCAACAAACUCACCAGGUGGUUGCAGUGGCCAAGCUGCGGGAGACUCAGCAGGGCUGACGCAGGCGAGGGCAGAAAAGUAUGUUGCACAAUUCGAAGGGGUUGAUGGCGCAUCUGGUGCAGAUCGGCUGGGUGCUUCUGUCACUCAGGGUCUGUGCUUCUGCUGUGGUCCUGAGGAUGAUAGAGUACGGUCAGGGUCCUCAGCUCACCUGCCAUGAGGGCCUGACUGACUGCUCAGUGGAAGAUGAGGAUCCAAUGAGGCCUGGUUCAGGUGCAGAUGUGAAUAGACUGGAGCUCAAGCCACUGUUGUGCUGCAGGAAAGGCAAAGACUGCAGACCAUGCCUAGAGAUCCAUAUCCACUUCACCAUCACAGCGUUCCAUGAUGACCAGGACCAAUCAGGUGAAGGGGAGAUUUAUGAAAGUACAGAUCGAGAAGAGGGUGGGGGAAGCAGCCAGGAUAUCCUCCUUUACCAGACAGCCUCCAUAAACGUCUGUUACAACGUCCCAAACUUUUUGAAUAUUUGCAAGAGAUUAGAAUUCACACUGCCAUCUGUUGCACCUGAGGACCGUAAACCAGAGAUGUGGCUGUCGCUGGUGGUGUCUGAUAAAUUGUUGUUUGGCAGUCCUGUGUUUGUUACCACCAAAUCCACCCACAGGAACCUUACUCUGCCCUCUGAGAAAGAUGUUUGUUCACCAGCUCUAAAGAGGAUUGUGAGGGAGUGUGACGUCCCUACACUGCAUACUGUGAUUAACCGGGAGAAGGGAGUGGCCAUACUGGAGAUGGACAAGGAUGACAUGAACUACUCCCUCUCCAUGGGCAUGUGCAUGAAAUAUGGAGAGAAGAGAGACUGCAUUUUCCAGAAGCUGAAUUCAACGCACAAGUUCACAAUUCCAUUACACUUUGUCACCCCCUGCCUAUGCUUUCAGGUAUGGUGGCUAAAACGAAAUGCGGUGCGGGUAAACACCUGUCCUUUUUUGAACCACACAGAGUUCCUCAAGAACAUGUGGGACAACGUGUCACUUUCUGUGGUUCCAACUCAGACGAAUGGCAAUGACACAGCCCUGUCAUGGGAAUUAACUGCCCCCUGCAGGGUGGAGGCUGAACUGUGGCUGUGCAGAAUGGGAGAGGGAAGGGCCGGGCAGAAAUGCGGAGAGGUGGAGGGCUCCCGACAGAACAACAUAAAAGUAGACUGGAAAGAGAAUUUCCAAGGUCAUAGGAUGACAGGAGAAUUCAACAACAUAAAGCCUCAUCCAUCCUUGUGUGUGUUGGGAAAAGUGCAAGGAAUGGCCAGAGAGCUGGGUCCAUGGUGUCCAUAUGCAGAUGUAGCCCCAAGAGAACGCUGGAGCUUGGCUGUCCUGGUUAGCGUGCUUGUAAUCUGUCUGGCAAUACUUGGAGCUUACCUACUGCAUGGCAGUCUCAAAAGCUGGGUGUGGAAAUGUUUUAAAGAUGAGGACAUACGAGGCGCUGUGGGAGGUGGGCAGGUGGUGUUGCUGUACCCCCCAGACUCAGACCAAACCCUCCCUGGGCUGGUGUGUAGGCUGGGCUCCUCCCUGUCGGCCCUAGGGUUCAACGUGUCCCUGGAUCUGUGGAGUCGGGGGGAGCUGAGCGUCCUUGGGCCAGUGCCCUGGCUGCACUCUCGGCUGGACCGUCUGCAGAGGCACGGGGGCAAGGUGGUGCUGAUACUGACGCGCGCGGCCUUAGAGAGGGCUGAGGAAUGGGGCCGCUGGGGCAGGGACAGAGACGCGCCCCUGGAGAAGGGGGAGGGGUGUGAGAAGCACAGAGCGUCCUCCGCCCCCUACUGCUCCCCGUAUUCGGAUGUCUUCAGCGCAUCACUGAGCUGCGUUCUGGCAGACUACCUGCAGGGCCGCGCCGGAGAGCGUUUUGUCCUGGCGCAGUUCGAGUCCCUGCCCCCGCUCCCCCCUGGAAACGGCCAGGCCUUACCAGAGCUCUUCCGAGGCCUGCCACUGUACAGCCUCCCCUCGCAGAGUCUGGGCUUCCUUACUGAGUUGGCGGUGGCCCGCGGGGGGCACAGUCACCGGCGUCGGGCUGGGGGGCUGAGGGCAGCCUCGCGGGCGCUGACGGUGGGGCUCCGGGGGUUUGGGGGUUCAGGGGGAUUCUGGCUGCCGGGCUUCUCCCAGGGUGGUGCUGGCUCAGGGACAGAAGAUGCAUGGGAAACCGUGCCCCUGCAGCCUUGUCACACUCCACCACCAACCAGCCCCAACUCCAGCCCCAAGUCUGGAAAGAUGGACUGGGUGUGACCACUGGAUGUAAAGUGGAGAUACUGAACACUGAGUCUGUAGAAGAGUGUGAUCGUAUCCACUCACACUGACAAGGACAGGCACUCCAAACCUCCCUCUAAUCCCCACUGAAACAUUGGGGGUCCUCCGUUUGGUGAAGUUUGUGUCUUUUAUGUCAGAUUUGUUGAAAUCACUGCAUGCCUCUGUCCUUUCACCUCUGUCCCUGCAUUUUAAACAUGAAUGUCAAUAUACCGCUGCUUUGUUUCACUAAUGUGUCUAGUAAUUGUAUAUACAAGAGGGAUCACUUCAACAGGUUUUGAAAAAUGAAGGACAAAAGCAAUUACAGUUCAGUUGCCUGAAACACUAACAAAGCCUAAAGUUAUUGUGCUCAGAUCGGGUCAAUGUGAUUUCACUGCAGGACUCUGAAUGUACUGACAUUUUAUUAGAUUUUUUUCUGAAAAAGCUUCUUUAAUAUUAUGUUGUUUCAACCAUUUUCAAAAAGCUGUUUCAUGAACAGUUGGAAACUGAAUUUGAGCAUGAAUGAGGCUGCCUGUGGGUCAGCAGUGAAAUAAAGAGAUGAUGUCAGCAAGAUCAUUACUGUCCCCACUGAUGUCUAAAUGGGCGAAAAUGGUUGUAAAGAUUUAUAUGAUGCUCUUCAAUGAUUGUUAUCCAUCUUGCUUGUUGCCUUUUUUUAUAAGGAA